GAUAGGGCUCUCGGUGCUCUGCAACACAACACAGUUAGCCUAUUCCCGUCACGGCUUCUGCCUUCUUCCUGCCGCACGCGUCUCGCAUUCGACGGCCGGAGCUCUCGGUUUCGGCUUCUGCCUUCCGCACGCGGCUUCCCAUCGCAACUGUGACCUAGUCCGGUACUUGAACAGAAGUGAAAUGGAUGAGGCUGUCCCUGCUGUGGCUACCGACCAAGCUUCAACCAAUUCUGUGACGGACCAGCCUAUGAUGGUGUACAUAUGGGACAUGGAUGAGACACUUAUUUUGCUCAAGUCACUGCUGGAUGGGUCGUAUGCUGGGGCUUUUGACGGCCUGAAGGACUGUGAUAGAAGUAUUGAAAUAGGGAAGCGGUGGGAGAACCUCAUUCUUGAACUCUGCGAUGAGCACUUCUUUUACGAGGAGAUUGAGAAUUACAAUGAACCCUUUCUCAAUGCCUUGAGUGAAUAUGAUGAUGGGAAAGACUUGACCUCAUAUGAUUUUGAGGCUGACUGUUUUAGUUCACCUUAUGAUGAUGUGAACAAAAGGAAGCUGGCUUACAGGCAUCGUGCUAUUAGAGAGAAAUAUUCAAAGGGUUUGGAUAAAAUUCUGGACCAACAGAUGGUCAAAGUCUGGAAUGAUCUGUAUAGUUUGACUGACAACUAUACUGAUGGCUGGCUUUCUUCAGCUCAUAAAUUGUUGGAAGAAGCAAUGGGCAAAUCAGCAGCGUCGCCUACUGCUAACUCUUCAAGCAUCAAUUACAUAGUCACAUCAGGGUCGCUGAUUCCUAGUCUUGCCAAAUGUUUGCUGUAUCGCCUGGAUGACGUGGUCUCAUCUGAGAAUGUUUACAGUUCAUGGGAAGUGGGGAAGCUGCAGUGCUUCAGAUGGAUCAAGGAGCGAUUUGAUGGUCCAAAUGUUCGCUUCUGUGCAAUCGGAGACGGGCACGAAGAAUGCAGCGCAGCACAGGUCAUGAAAUGGCCGUUCAUCAAGAUUGAGUUCCACCCCGACGCCCCUCAUAGGUUCCCUGGCCUAGACUUGCCUACAAUCCAUAACUACAUGGAUGUCAUAUAUGAGUCGUCAAGCAAAGAUGGUUGACCAACGUUUUAUGUUGGUCCCAUUUUGUCCCCUGACCUCCAAUGCCUGUGGCGAUGCAGUUCUUGCUUAGAGCUGUUUGCCAUGGAGGUCGUAUUUAAGGAAAUUGUAAGCAAAGAGAUGUCAUGAGAAGCAUGUUGUCCUCCUCUUUACCUUGGGGAAUUAAUUAGGAGGCUGGUGUGCGAUAAAUAAGAGUCUGACCAGUUCAUCCAUCCCACCAUGUUAUAGAUUCUAUCUAUGUUAUAGAUGCUGUUGCCAUUUUACUCUGAUUCAGGCAAUAAUCUGUUGUUGUGUCCAGGCUUUUUGCCUGUGGUGUUCA
Molecule: messenger RNA, 1409 nt
Organism: Phragmites australis (common reed)
Lineage: Eukaryota; Viridiplantae; Streptophyta; Magnoliopsida; Poales; Poaceae
Product: eyes absent homolog
Exons: 6
Coding region: 182-1093 (303 amino acids)
Biological process (GO): multicellular organism development; cell differentiation; positive regulation of DNA repair
Cellular component (GO): nucleus
Molecular function (GO): protein tyrosine phosphatase activity
Source: RefSeq, a predicted model, not a curated record